AUGUCGGAUUUAGACAGUGAAUAUCCGAGAGCGGAAAGUGGAAGACCAUUUCUACCAGAAGAAGAAAAAGAAUUUGUAAAACUCUUCAAUAAACAAAAAUUCAGACCUAAAACAGCUAUUUUAACAGUGUGGUUUGACUAUCCCAAAAACAUGUUCUUCCAACCGAUACCAGCUAAAGAUAAAAUCACUUUCACGAAUAAAGAAGGUAAAAAGGAAACUGGUAACAAAAUCAGGUUCAGAAAUGAUUUCUGUCACGACGUUUUAACAUCGGUCGAUAUUCAAGAAAUAGUGAAAGCCGGUGGACGAAUUAUUAGAAUAUUAGAUGGUAUAGUUUACGAAGAAAAUUUUAAAACUCCACCCUAUAGAGAUUAUAUUUUAAUUUUGAGAGAUUUAAGAAAUAAAUAUAAACGAGAAGGUAAUAUCGUGGGUAGUAAUUGCAUGAAAUUAUUAGGUAAUUCCUUGUAUGGUAAAUCAAUUCAGAAAGAUAUAUUCACAACUAGACAUUUAUGGAAUGAAGCAAUUUUACAGGCCAACUUUGAUUCACGCGUUAAAACCUAUGAGAAAAUUAAUGAUACUCAAUCUAUUGUUGAAACAGAAAUUGAAGAAAAAGAGAUUACUACCGAAGAUAGUAAAUCUACACGACUAACACCUAGUCAUUUGGGAUCAUUCGUUUUAUCUCACAAAAUAGUGAAAGCCGGUGGACGAAUUAUUAGAAUAUUAGAUGGUAUAGUUUACGAAGAAAAUUUUAAAACUCCACCCUAUAGAGAUUAUAUUUUAAUUUUGAGAGAUUUAAGAAAUAAAUAUAAACGAGAAGGUAAUAUCGUGGGUAGUAAUUGCAUGAAAUUAUUAGGUAAUUCCUUGUAUGGUAAAUCAAUUCAGAAAGAUAUAUUCACAACUAGACAUUUAUGGAAUGAAGCAAUUUUACAGGCCAACUUUGAUUCACGCGUUAAAACCUAUGAGAAAAUUAAUGAUACUCAAUCUAUUGUUGAAACAGAAAUUGAAGAAAAAGAGAUUACUACCGAAGAUAGUAAAUCUACACGACUAACACCUAGUCAUUUGGGAUCAUUCGUUUUAUCUCACAGUAAAAAAAUAAUGAACAAUUUCAUUCACGUCAUAAAUGGAUUUUAUAAACCCGAAAUAUACUAUACCGACACCGAUAGUUUGUACAUUUAA
Lottia gigantea (owl limpet) is the source of this 1173-nucleotide messenger RNA. RefSeq lists its product as hypothetical. Bases 1 to 1173 code for a protein of 390 amino acids. NCBI's taxonomy places the organism in Eukaryota, Metazoa, Mollusca, Gastropoda, Lottiidae. The record is from RefSeq and is a predicted model, not a curated record. Gene Ontology annotation, molecular function: DNA binding; nucleotide binding; DNA-directed DNA polymerase activity. Gene Ontology annotation, biological process: DNA replication. The transcript has 2 exons.